AUGGAGGGGGACUGUCUGAGCUGCAUGAAGUAUCUGAUGUUUCUUUUCAAUUUCUUUAUAUUUCUGGGAGGAGCGUGCCUGCUGGGAGUUGGGAUCUGGGUCAUCGUGGAUCCCACAGGUUUUCGAGAGAUAGUGGCUGCCAACCCUCUGCUCUUCACGGGAGCGUACAUCAUGCUGGCUAUGGGAGCGAUGCUCUUUCUGCUGGGUUUCCUUGGCUGCUGCGGUGCCAUCCGUGAGAACAAAUGCCUCCUGCUUUUUUUCUUCAUGUUUAUUUUGUUAAUCUUCUUGGCGGAGCUUUCAGCUGCAAUCCUGGCUUUUAUCUUCAGAGAAAACCUGACCAGAGAGUUUUUCACCAAGGAGCUGAAGAAGCAUUACCUGAAGAACAACGACACGGACGUCUUCUCUUCCACCUGGAACUCUGUUAUGAUCACAUUUGCCUGCUGCGGAGUGAACGGGCCAGAAGAUUUUGAAGCUAUCCCUCAUUUUACAUACUCCUCUUUGGAAAAGGCAACACCGGAGGCUUGUUGCCAGCGAGAGCUCCAGAGCCGGGAAGGGAUGUUUGUCGACAAGGAAGCCUGCCUCGCAGGCAUCGAGAGGUUUCAGAACCGGCAGGGCUGCUACACUGUGAUCCUGAACUCCUUUGAGACCUACGUGUACCUGGCAGGAGCCCUUGCCAUUGGAGUGCUGGCCAUUGAGGUACUUAUGGGUGUGUGA
Messenger RNA from Egretta garzetta (little egret), 714 nucleotides. RefSeq names its product tetraspanin 18 (gene TSPAN18). Lineage: Eukaryota; Metazoa; Chordata; Aves; Pelecaniformes; Ardeidae. Bases 1 to 714 code for a protein of 237 amino acids. The transcript has 6 exons. Gene Ontology annotation, cellular component: membrane. The record is from RefSeq and is a predicted model, not a curated record.